Messenger RNA from Acanthochromis polyacanthus (spiny chromis), 3611 nucleotides. It is a transcript of the gene lhx9, whose product is annotated as LIM homeobox 9. Gene Ontology annotation, biological process: regulation of transcription by RNA polymerase II; neuron differentiation. The transcript has 5 exons. Bases 493 to 1692 code for a protein of 399 amino acids. Gene Ontology annotation, cellular component: nucleus. Lineage: Eukaryota; Metazoa; Chordata; Actinopteri; Pomacentridae. Gene Ontology annotation, molecular function: DNA-binding transcription factor activity, RNA polymerase II-specific; RNA polymerase II transcription regulatory region sequence-specific DNA binding. The record is from RefSeq and is a predicted model, not a curated record.
CGGCUUUGCUCUCUUCACAAAUAGGACACGGUUCUCAAAUCCAGGCAGUCCCAACCUGACCUCCAAGCACCGAGGAACCCCUGACUGGGAAACCGGGAGAGAGAAAUCACCAAGAAAAAAAAAAAGAGAAACAACAAAAACUUUGUGUCAUUAUUUUUGGCCAGUGUUACACACUGUAAGCCCCCCUUCCCCUCCUCCCUCCCCUCCACCACCACCAACAACUUCCACCGCAUCAUUUGGACUAUAUAUUUUUCUUCUGGAGGAGAAACACUGACGGGAAGAAGGAAAAAAGCUGGUGCAUCACCACCAUUGCUCCUCCUGUCCCACCCAUGCUGUAGUUUCUUCCUUUUUUUCUUCCACUUGCUUUUGCACGCUGCCGAGGAGCUGAUCUGAGCCUGUGGGUCGGUCUGGUUGUUUUGUGUGCCUCUCUUAGAGCCUCAGAGCCCAGUUGGAUGCGCUGAGAGAGCGGGGCGCAGCGCUGCGGUACAGUAUAUGGAAGUUGUGGGCUGCAAGACAGAGGCAGGCAGUUGCACGUUGCGUCCAGGACCGGGAGCCAUGCUUUUCCACGGGAUCUCCGGGGAUCACAUCCAAGGGAUCAUGGAGGAGAUGGAGAGAAGGUCGAAAACGGAGUCGCGCCUAGCGAAGGGCAUGCAGCUCAACGGAAGAGAGUCGACUAUGCCUUCUAUGAGCCCGGAGAAACCUGCCCUGUGUGCCGGCUGUGGCGGCAAGAUUUCGGAUAGAUACUACCUCCUGGCCGUGGACAAACAGUGGCACCUGCGGUGUCUCAAAUGCUGUGAAUGUAAACUAGCGCUGGAGUCGGAGCUAACGUGUUUUGCCAAGGAUGGGAGUAUCUAUUGCAAGGAGGAUUACUACAGAAGGUUCUCCGUGCAGAGGUGCGCGCGCUGCCACCUCGGGAUAUCAGCCUCGGAGAUGGUGAUGCGAGCGCGCGACUCCGUGUACCACCUGAGCUGCUUCACGUGCACCACCUGCAACAAGACCCUGACCACCGGAGACCACUUCGGCAUGAAGGACAGCCUGGUGUACUGCCGGCUGCACUUCGAGACGCUGGUGCAGGGACCGGACUACCACCCUCAGCUCAACUUCGCCGAGCUGGCAGCGAAGGGCGGCGGCCUCACUCUGCCCUACUUCAACGGCACCGGCACCGCGCAGAAGGGGAGGCCGCGCAAGAGGAAGAGCCCAGCCAUGGGGAUAGAUAUACCCAGCUACAACACAGGCUGCAACGAGAACGACACCGAUCACUUGGACCGGGACCAGCAGGCCUACCCUCCAACACAGAAGACCAAACGCAUGCGGACCUCCUUCAAGCACCAUCAGCUGCGAACAAUGAAAUCCUACUUUGCCAUCAACCACAACCCAGAUGCCAAGGACUUAAAGCAGCUGGCCCAGAAAACAGGCCUCACUAAGAGAGUUCUACAGGUUUGGUUCCAAAACGCAAGAGCCAAAUUCAGAAGGAACGUUUUGCGACAGGAGAAUGGAGGUGUUGAUAAGGCUGAUGGCACCUCACUCCCUCCACCCUCAUCCGACAGUGGGGCCCUGACCCCCCCCUCCAGCGCGGCCACACUAACAGACCUGACAAACCCCUCUAUCACUGUAGUGACCUCCGUCACCUCUAGUUUGGACAGCCAUGAUUCGGGGAGCCCUUCGCAAACUACCUUGACAAACCUUUUCUAACAAGCUAUCUCUAGCAGACUGAUUUUUUUUUUUAAAUUUUACCUGAAUUUAUUUGCUUUGUUUUUCUUCUGAUUUCCUUUUGAUUUUCUUUCCUCGAUUUACAUUUUAUUUUUUUAAGUGACACCUUUAAAUCAACCAGAGACAGCUCCUUGGAACAGAAAGUGCUGUACUGUGUACACAAACAAGAACACCAAGAGCAACAACAGCAGCGACCACAUUAAAACACGAGGAAAUCAUUUUAAUGUGUAGCAUUUGAAACUGCAUGCCAUAUGCAGAGAUUGAUUUUGGACGGGACAUUUUUGGAGUUGAAGGCAUUAGAAAAUUGUCAUGGAUUCCACAAGUUAUUAGAGGGAAAAAAAACUAAACUUGAAGCUUGUCUGGAAAACUAGAUUUCUUGCUUGAUUUGAUUUGUAUAUUUGUAUUGAAUUAUGCUAAAAAAAAAAAUAGCCCUUCCUAAUUUAUGAUUAAUUGGUAAUCUUUAAAAUAAUAUGAAUAUUUUGCCCUCAGAAACCUGUAUAUGUAUGCACUGUGUUCGCACUAUCCAAUUUAAAGAUUUUUUUUCCUGUUUUGGAAUAAUUUGGGAAAUAAACUUGUAGAAUGUUCUGUAUAUGGGUAACUCCAGAAAACAGGCUUUAAUUAUUUCCGAAUGUUUCAGUCUCUAAGACUGAGUUGGAUGGAAUCAGACAUUGGGAUCUCACAGAGCUACAUGUAAAACGUCUAAAUUACAUUGUAAGCGCCUGACCAUCACAGCUUAUAUGGCCGAUAGAUGCUGAAACCACACACAUCUCUGUCUUGAUUCACAACUCUACUGUGAUAGAGAGCAAGAAGCAAAAUCCCACAAUCUGUACAGUGGUAACUGUUCAACAUGUAAUGCAGUCACAUUGAUAGAUAUUGUUUGAUAGUUAAAAAAAAUCAGCGAGAGAAACUCAAAUUGGAGAGCAGUUUAUGGGCACUGUUGUUAUCAGCUGUUUUCAUGACAGAGCACUUUUAUUUUGGACUUGUUGGCGUCAUAGAUCAAACAGUCAAAUGGAUCAAGCCUAGCAAACAUAUCCACAGAUCCACAGCUAAACUCAAUUGCACAGUGACAAUAUACUGCCCAGUGAAAAGUGCAUUAUUGUUUUUAUCAUGUUGCUCAGGGUAACGAUGUGAUUUUAAAAAGGGAAAAAGAGCAGGAGUGAGAAAUUAAGUGGUUGCGACGUUGCAGACUAGAUUUUUAGAGCCGACAUGAACAUUCAAAUGACCUCAGAUAGGUGGAGUCGUAAUAGGCAGCCAGUGGGAAAUCAUUGUCCAUGUGUUCUCCUUUUUGGCCAUAUUUAUACUUUCUUCAAUGACACUUGCCACUGAACAGACCAAAAACAUGUUUCUUCUGGCUGAAAGAUAGAGAGAAAAGAAAGAAAGAGCGAGCAAAUCUUCAAUGGAGUUGAUACAUUUCAUUGUGAGCGUCACAAUUUGUUCUAUUGUAGAACAAAGUGGUACUCUUGAUCUACUUAAUGAAGUAGAUGCCUAACUCAGUUCUACUAUGUGCCUUAUGCUAUAACUUGGGAGAAAGUUUGUGAAAUUCAGGAUAUAUGUGUUCUUUGUUAACUGAUUCACAUCCUUUUGGCGCCUCACUAGUUUUGUACUGUUUUGCAUCUUAUUUCCGAAGAUCUUUUUAUGGUGUAUCCUGUUAAAAAGGGGGCAGCGAUGUCAUAGAAAGCAUUUGUGCACUCUUUCAGAUAUAGUUGGGUAAUCCAAGAACCUUAUAUAUUGAUCUUCGUGUUAAUAGUUGAGUACAGUAAGUGUUCUAUCAAGAUUGUCCAUGUUUCCCUGUUUCUUGAUAAAGAUGGUGUAUAGAAACUAUUUCCCCUUAAAUAUUUAUGGACCAAACGGUUGUUAUAUAUCUUAUUAAAUUUGUGUGAAUAAAAAUACUUUGCUUUAAA